This is a messenger RNA of Scomber scombrus (Atlantic mackerel), 1671 nucleotides long. It is a transcript of the gene trappc6bl, whose product is annotated as trafficking protein particle complex subunit 6B, like. The record is from RefSeq and is a predicted model, not a curated record. Bases 48 to 539 code for a protein of 163 amino acids. NCBI's taxonomy places the organism in Eukaryota, Metazoa, Chordata, Actinopteri, Scombriformes, Scombridae. Gene Ontology annotation, biological process: endoplasmic reticulum to Golgi vesicle-mediated transport; regulation of GTPase activity. The transcript has 7 exons. Gene Ontology annotation, cellular component: cis-Golgi network; TRAPP complex; trans-Golgi network.
CAGGACCCAAAGCUUGUGUUUACUUCCCGCAGUAAUUUGACAGGAAAAUGGCAGACGAGGUGUUGUUUGAAUUUCUCCACAUGGAGAUGGUGUCACAUGUUUACAAGGAGCAGCAGUCCAGUAAAGGAGAACUGGACAACAAGGACAGAGCUGUCUGCGUCUCUGUCCUGGAAGGGAUGGGCUUCAGGGUGGGACAAGGACUUAUUGAGAGGUUGACCAGAGACUCCCCCAGCUUUAAGGAUGAGUUGGAUGUGAUGAAGUUCAUCUGUAAAGACUUCUGGACAAAAGUCUUCAAAAGACAGAUUGACAACCUCAGAACGAACCAUCAGGGCACCUAUGUUUUGCAGGACAACAAGUUUUCCCAGCUGACUCAGCUCUCUAAUGGGAAACAGUACCUGGAUCAGGCUCCUAAGUACCUCGCCUUCUCGUGUGGUGUGGUGAGAGGAGCUCUGUCUAAUCUGGGUCUGGACAGUGUGGUGACCGCUGAGGUCUCUGUCAUGCCGUCAUGUAAGUUCCAGGUCGUUGUCCAGAAAUUGUGACAUGAUCCUCUCUGCUGCUGUGGUGCUGAUGGGCAGGACUCUGUUGAUGAAAGGUUCUGCUAAUCCUAAAGAGAAGAUAGUAGUUCCUGUUCUCCCACUGAGCAGUGCAACCACAGAGGGGAUCAAACACCACCCUGACUUUCACUACAGGGCCAAACAGGACUGGCAAGGUUCUGCUAACAACCAGGUACAGUGCUGUACCUAAGGACAGGGCCAAACAAGGGUUAGCCAGGUGUUACUUUUUACUUGUGCUAUAAAGCAAACAAAGCAAGAUUUUAUUUUUUUUCCCUUUUACAUCUUGUUUUUGGUAGUGGGUUACUCCCCAAUUAAGCUAAACAACAUACAUUGCUUUAAUCCUCUGUUUUAACUAAAUACGUGGAGCCGAGUCCUGACUGAUCCCAGGUGGCUGAGAAAUGUUGGCUGUCAGUGGCUGUGAACACAAUAAUGUUAAUGUGAUUGUAUAGUUAAUGUUAAGGUAAUUCAGUGUUUGUAAUGUGUUGCGGUUUCCAUGUUUAUUAGGAAGCAAUUGGAAAUGAAUUGAUGUAUAAUGAUAUUUAAGGUCGUAAUGAUUCCCAAUCCAUCUCCUUUAGCAUCCCUCCAAAUAACUAUGUAAUAAGCCUUUACAGAUGGCUCUUCAGAUUCAUAAUUUCCACACUUGUCUCUCUGCAGACUCUUUAAAGAAGGUGUAACCAGCUCCUGGUGCUUAGCUCUGCCUUGUUGCAGAUUGCCUUUAGGAGCUAGGUUUUUCCUGUAUGCUGGUGGUCAUUAACAUUUCUGAUCAUUCAAUGGCAAAAUGCAAAUCUAAGAUGAGUCAUUGGUACAGAAAUGUAACUGUAAUUCUGUUAUAUUGUUAGAUAUAAUCAUUUCUGGGCUCAGCUUUAUACAAAUUUGACAGUUAAAUAACAGCUAUGUAGUGAGCAUUUCAAGCACCAUGCAGACUGGGUUUACAGUUUAUUAUUUGUUCUAUAAAGAUGUACAUUCUUAUCCUUUGUACAGCAUUUAUAUGUAAAUGUGCAGCAUUGAGAGUUACCUAGCUAAGCUAGAGGCUAGCUAGAGUUGCCAUACAAUACAUUGCAAAUGUGAUUCAAUCAAGUUGUUGAUGCUCUAAAAUGAUUAAAAUGGAUUUCUGGGU